AUGUUUUACGCCGUGCCGCUUUUUCUCGCCUCACGGGCCGACCCAGACUGUGUAAUGGUUCGCAUGAAGCAGCAAUGGAUCGCGCUGUGGCACGGUUGGUCGAUCUAUGUCUCACUCUCGGUCGCUGUCUUGCAGCUGCUCACAUCUCCUGCACCUUACGCUGAUCAUCAUUGGCGGCCGUUCGUCCAACUUGGCGUGGAAACCCCUCGUUAUGCCCAGGCUCUUCUGGGCAGCUGA
Molecule: messenger RNA, 237 nt
Organism: Penicillium soppii
Lineage: Eukaryota; Fungi; Ascomycota; Eurotiomycetes; Eurotiales; Aspergillaceae
Exons: 1
Coding region: 1-237 (78 amino acids)
Source: RefSeq, a predicted model, not a curated record